This is a messenger RNA of Tetrahymena thermophila SB210, 2658 nucleotides long. RefSeq lists its product as hypothetical. The record is from RefSeq and is a predicted model, not a curated record. Lineage: Eukaryota; Ciliophora; Oligohymenophorea; Hymenostomatida; Tetrahymenidae. The transcript has a single exon.
AUGUAGAGAAAAGAAAUUAGUUGUAGCAAGGAUGAGAUAAAUUUAAAAAAGAAAAGAGAACAUAAAAGUGGAAAUUCAAAAAAAAAGAGAAGCAUUUCUGUGCAAGAAAAGUCAGAGCUUAUUGAAUACUAUCUUAAUUAAAAAGUCUCAGAGUAUAGCUAAUAAAGCCUCUAGCCAAAAGAGUGUGAACAUGUCCAAUAAAAUGAAUAAGUUUUACCAAUUUUGUAAAAGAACGAAUCACCAAAGAAAUAAAUAGUCAGCAAAGCUCAGUUAAAUAUUGAGUUAAAGAAAUAGCUGAAUCUUUUAGGAAUAGGUGAAGAACAAGAACCUUUAGAAAAUAAUUAAACCAAUAAUGAAUUUCCAUAGAGACCUUUUUCAUCAAAGUAUUUAGUAAGAAAUAAUAGGGACAGUUCUAACUUUUACAAUAAUCGCAAAUCGAAAAAUGAGUUAGAGAUAAAGGAUUGCAAGUCUACAAGCAGAAUGAACAACAGGCAUUAUUUUCAUAUGGAAAGUAGCAGCACAUAUAACUCAACUAAUUGCGAUGUAGCAAAAAAUAAUCUUAAAUCAUAGAAAGGAUUUGGAUUUUUAACAACUUCAAAUACAUAUUUUUUAUCUAAUUCAUUUGCUAAAAGAGAAAACUUUAUCCUAAAUAGAGGGAGUUCGCUGUAAAAUAGGUUUGGUUUAGACAUUAAUUGCUAAGAAUAACCUAAAAAUUUACAAAACAAUAAUAAUAAAAAGAGAUUUAGUAAUAAUCAGUCUUCUGAAUAGUUUAAACAGAUUCAAGCUUAAGGAGAUGAGACAAGUAAAUCUAUUUUAAUAAAUAAACACAAAGAUUAUUAGCUUUAAAACUAAACUUAAAGUUUGGAAAAUUCAAACAACCAAAAAUCUAAAGAUGAUACUCAAAAAAGCUAGCUAAAAGUCAAAGAAGAAACAUUUAGCAGCUACCUUAUUAACUUGCCUAUUCAUCACUCUAAAAAAUAACCUUUUCAAGUAAAUAUUGGUGAAAAAAGGAUUAGUAAAACAAACUGUUAAUAGCAAGUAAGUGAUUACAUAAAUUUUUAAAACAAAAUGUUAAAUGGUUUGAUGCCAAAACCAACUUAGGAAGAAUAAAAUUUAAUUGAAUCUUAAAAAGAAAAAGAAGGGCUUUUAAAAUAUUUUGACUUCCCUUAAAGCUUGAACUUGCAAGAAAGCCAAAUGAAUAAAUUAGAAUAAAGCAAACAAGUAUUUUAAGCUUAUUUGAGCUAAAGAUCUCCUAAAUAAGUUGCAGAAAAAAUGAAAGACUAUUCGCUUUUAUCUGUUCUGCAAAAAGUAAAAAGUUAAUACAUGACAACAUCAAAUAGAUAAUCUAAAAGCCCUUCCAAAAAUAGCAAUUCCCCUUUUUCUGGACACAACACACCUAAUAAUUUGUAAAUCAUAGAAGGUUUAAAGGAAAUAUUGUAAGAUUCUUCAAAAGAAAAUUUAAAAAUAAUUGUGAAUCAAUAGAAAGUAGAAUAAUAAAAUAAUCAAGUAGACAGUUUAAGAGCAUAUUUUGGGAAAGAAAGAUAUUCAAAGUAGCCUAAAUUACUAUCAGAUUUAAUUAAUUAACUAUUUAAAGAAAGCGAACUUCAAGGCAAAGAAAAAAAUGAUUAAACUAAUCUAUGUUAAGUAAUUUAAGAUAGUUACCAAGCACAUUUCCUCUUCAAAAGAAGCAAGUCUGUAGACAGAGGUAGCAUAAUAAAAUAAUAAAAGAAAGAAUAAUUUAACCAUUAGUUUAAUUUGGAAAUGCAAAAACUACGAGAAAAGGAAAAAAAAUUACAAAUGAAUGAUUAAAAAUUACCUCCAAAUAAUAUAUAAAAUAAAUUAAAACACUAUCUAUUGCAAGAUAUCUUCAUACAAAAUUCUUCUAGCAUAGAUAAUGUGGACAAUCUAUCAAAGGUAGUAGACAUCAAUAAGUAAAUAGAAUAGGCCAAAGUAGUACUACCAAAUUCCAAUAAAUUUGUGAAAAGAUCAAACACUAACAUUAAGCAGAGAAAAAAAAACUCUUAAACAAAUAUAUAGUAAGGCAACAGCAUUGCUAAUUUACCUAUCUUGGAUUGUAGAAUUAUUUAAUCAAGCAAAAUAAAAACAAGAAUACCUACAGCCUUUAGAGACUUGCAUAUUAAUAGUGUUGAAAAUAAAUAAACAAAUGACACUUAAGAGUAGCUAGAAUUGUAAGAAUAGCAGAAUAAUCUUAAGGAAUUAAUUGAUUCGUUUAAUUCUGAGUGUUUAUUUUCAGAUUCGUCUAAGGAAAAUUUAUUAAAAUAAGAUAGAAGAAUAAAAAAGAAAAAGAAAAAGACUAGAAAUUCCUCUAAUAGCAUAAAUUAGUUGAUUAUAAUAAACAACUACAACACUAAAUAAAGUGUAAAUUAAUUAUCUAAAAAAAAGCAAGAUAACUUAAACAAUUCUUAUGAUAGUUAUAAGCCAUCUAGCAACCAUCUAAUAAAUAAUAAAAAAGCAUUUUAAAAAUCAAAGAAGUUUUUCUAAAACCAGAUUCUUCACUUAAAUGAAUCUUAAUCAAAGUCACCAUAAAAAUAAUAAUUUAAUCUUUAAAUAGAUCCAAAUUAUUUAAAAGCCCAAAACCUUAAAUAUAAAAUGCUGAGAUAAUUAAUUUAAAGCAAAUAAAAUGAAAUUUAAGUAUGA